AUGCGCAAGGUGUGGAUGGGGCGGCCGCCGGUCGGUUGGCAGUGGCACGCACUCGCCCGUCAGCUCACCGACCCUGCCGCCAUCCCGCACAUACGCACACAGCAGCUGAUGCGGGCAGACUCAGACGUCACAGACGAUAUACAAGGGAAAGUAAACACAUCCGCGUACCUCUUCCGCAACGCAGACACCCGCAAGUCCGACUCAUCGCUCAACGUCAGUGCCAACCUGCCGUUCAGCAAGAGCACGCACGCUUGCACCUUUAUAGAGUAUUCUCAACUCCCGGCUCAGCCUUCCCUUCCCUUCCCUCUCCUGCCUCCGCCCACUCCACUCAGUGCUCCAGAAGCUCGGAUGGCGGCCCAGAAGGUGGUGCUCAGGGUCCCGACCAUGACCGACGACAAGGCCAAGCAGAAGGCCAUCGAAGCGGUCGCGGAUAUCUACGGCAUUGAUUCCAUAGUUGCGGAUCUGAAGGACAAUAAGAUGAUCAUCAUAGGCGAGAUGGACACUGUGGCAAUCGCAAAGAAAUUAAAGAAGGUUGGGAAGAUUGACAUUGUGUCCGUUGGACCUGCAAAGGAAGAAAAGAAAGAAGAGAAGAAAGAAGAAAAGAAAGAGGAGAAAAAAGAGGAAAAGAAAGAAGAGAAGAAAGAGGAGAAGAAAGAGGAGAAAAAAUGA
Molecule: messenger RNA, 669 nt
Organism: Triticum turgidum subsp. durum (durum wheat)
Lineage: Eukaryota; Viridiplantae; Streptophyta; Magnoliopsida; Poales; Poaceae
Source: the annotation of a GenBank genome assembly